CGGCGCGGAGCGGCCGCAGGGCAUGCCAGCCGCCUGCCCCGAUGUUUCACUGGAGCAAGUGGAAGAAGAGGAUGGGAGCGAGCGCGUCCUCCUCCAAGAGACCCGUCUUCGACGAGCGGGAGGACGUGAACUUUGACCACUUCCAGAUUCUCCGGGCGAUUGGGAAGGGAAGCUUUGGCAAGGUGUGCAUCGUGCAGAAGAGAGACACGGAGAAGAUGUAUGCCAUGAAGUACAUGAACAAGCAGCAGUGCAUUGAGAGGGACGAGGUGCGCAACGUGUUCAGAGAGCUGGAGAUCCUGCAGGAGAUUGAGCACGUGUUCCUGGUGAACCUCUGGUACUCCUUCCAGGACGAGGAGGACAUGUUCAUGGUGGUGGACCUGCUUCUGGGUGGUGAUCUGCGCUAUCACCUGCAGCAGAAUGUUCAGUUUACUGAGGAGACGGUGAAACUCUACAUCUGUGAGAUGGCUCUGGCUCUCGACUACCUGCGGAGCCAGCACAUCAUCCACAGAGAUGUAAAACCAGACAACAUCCUCCUUGAUGAGCAAGGUCAUGCCCAUUUAACAGAUUUUAAUAUUGCAACAAUAAUUAGGGACGGUGAAAGAGCGACUGCGUUGGCUGGGACAAAGCCCUACAUGGCCCCAGAGAUUUUCCAUUCCUUCCUGAACGGCGGGACGGGCUAUUCCUUCGAGGUGGACUGGUGGUCUCUUGGAGUCAUGGCUUACGAGCUGCUGCGAGGCUGGAGGCCUUAUGACAUCCACUCCAACAACCCCGUGGAGUCCCUGGUACAGCUCUUCAGCACUGUCAGUGUUCAGUACUCCUCGGCCUGGUCCAAAGAGAUGGUUGCACUGCUGCGGAAGCUGCUGACAGUGAACCCUGAGCAUCGCUUCUCCUGCCUGGGUGAUAUCCAGGCCUCGACGUACUUGUCUGGUGUGGUCUGGAGCGACGUCUGCGGGAAGCGCGUGGAGCCAGGCUUCGUCCCCAAUAAGGGCCGCCUGCACUGUGACCCCACCUUUGAGCUGGAGGAGAUGAUUCUGGAGUCGAGGCCCCUGCACAAGAAGAAGAAGAGGCUUGCAAAGAACAAGUCGAGAGAUAACAGCAAAGACAGCUCCCAGUCUGAAAAUGACUAUCUUCAGGAAUGCCUUGAAGCUAUCCAGCAGGACUUUGUCAUCUUCAACAGAGAGAAACUAAAGAAGAGCCAAGAGCAGCCAAGUGAGUCUGUGUCUGCCUCUGAGACCACUGACGAAGCCGAGGCGGAGGCUGAGUCCGAGCCCUCCAACCUGCACAUGUGCAGCUCCGUGUGCUCCUCGGGCAGCAGUUAGGCUGGAGCCCUGGGCGAGGGUCUCCGCCCGCGCCGCUCACCUGCCUCAGGUGCGCUGAGCACCCGAGCCGACCCCGCUGCCACCCGAGAGCACCACAGCUCGUCCUGCAGAGCUGGAGACAGAGAGUUCAUACAGAACUGCCCUCCUGGGUUACGGAGCGCCAGCCCGGCACGUCGUGGGGGAAGACACUGCCUAUGCAACUUGCCAAGGGGAGAUCAACUUCUUUACUUGUUUUAAUGUCAGGUUGCUGAAUGCACGUUUUUAAUGCAGUGAGUGGACAAGGAAAGAAGCUGCAUCCUUGGGUCCCACAGGGGAAGACACGGAGCAGGGAGGAAGGCUGAAGAGGUGGUUCGAGUUUGACUUUUCCCUGUUCCCUGUUCACAAAGGUUGCAUGGGGACAAGCAAUCCCUGUGCAAACUGUAGCAGCCCUGAGGCCUCUCCAGUCUGUGGUGGGUGGCACCAGCUCCUGGGAGCCUCCAGCUGUUUGAGUCCUGCAGCAUGAGGACGUCCCAGGCACCUCCUUGUCCUUGCGUCACCUGUCAGUUCCUUUCCUGACUCCGGGCAAAUAAAUGUUUUUUGUGCACUCCAUGGAUUCUUCAGGGACUGGGUAAAGUGUAAUGGGUUCAAUGUGUAUUUGAGAUGCAGAAUGUAUUUAAAAUAUUUACUUUCUCCACGUGGCUGCUGCAGGCAGCGGAGAGCCCUGGGAUGGACUGGAGGGUCUGACUUUGUCUGCCUGGGUUUGGAGGACACAGUUUAUCACAGGCUCAGGUUUAGCUGGAGGCAGAAUGAGUGGCCUUGCAAGGCUGCUCAGUUAUGAAAGACAGGAAUAUCUUAUUGCACCCUUCAAUUUACUUUAUUUUCGGUGUAAAAUACAGGUACUGUAUAUAAUUUACCAAUACCUGUCUUAACUGUGUAAUAAGAUGGGAGGUCUCCUUCCCCCGCUCCAGCUCUGGAUGUUGCCUUUCUUGUUUUAGGAGCCUUCAUAUACUGUUUAAUCUGCUAUAGAGUGGCUUUUGGUUACUGUUGCUAAAACUGAGCCCUGCAGCUGUUGUGGCACCCAGGGGUGUGGUGGGACCGCAGGCACCACCAAACCAUCAACAGCUCUUUGCUGCCAGACACUGGGAGGUUGCAGUGUUGGCAUCCUUACUGGAUAUUCCUAAUGCAAAAAUGGAUGGGAAAAGUUUUUAACAAACGUAGAUUCUUUCAGGACAACUUUUGUUGCAGUUUUUGUUUCCACAAAUAAACCAGAAAGGUGUUAAAUGGUACGAAACCAUCUGAUAUGAGCAGUGACACGGCCGUGCAUCUUCCACAGUUUUAUGUGGGAAUUACUGCGUGGUUAAAAUUGUGCAGAAGCACAUUUUUGGGGCAGUCUUUAAAGGUGUGCAGGAGGAGGGGAGCCGGAGCACUGGGUCCAUUUGCAUAGUUAUUUUCAGGACAGAGCAAGGCAGGUGCUGUCAGACCUGGGGGGAUGAACAUCCCACCCUUGCCAUGCCUGGUGAGGGACCAGGGUCACACUGGGAGGCCCUUGUGUCACCCACGGGUCCCUGCACACCCUGUGCCUCGUUUAGGAGCUGUGUUAAUGACAGCUCAGGAGGGCUGGGCUGUUCAGUGAGCUAGGGCUGAAAUAAAUGUGUUCUCCUGCUCCUUUUCCCAGCUGUAGGAGGGCACCUACCCCCGUUCUGAUCCUGGGCUGUGCUGACUGGACCUACCCUUUCCACCCCCAGUAACUUCCAGUCUGUUUACUGGAUACCAGGGUGGCCUAAUUACCUUCUCCUGCCCAUCAGAGCACACCUGUGUGUGCAGGUAGGCCGUGUGCUCUGGCCCAUUCUGUGCUGAGCAGCCCCUGCUCUCCUUGUGGGGAGCCUGUUCCUCUCCCUGUGUCUCUCUGCACACACCUCAUGUCCUCCAUCCCACAUCCCUCAGCGGGAGUACCCAGCCCUAUCCCAGUGCAGCAGAUGAGGAUUAAACCAUGUAUUUAUUCAGAGGUUAUGAAUUACAGAUGAUUAACUCUACUGGCAUGGAUAGUUUCAGUGAAUUCCAUUGCACUAUUUAGCAACUUUCUGUAAAUAACAACAAAAGUUUGGACUAUCAGAAUGAUGAGAAGAGUCACUGAUUUUUUGACCAAAACAUCCUGUAUGUGAGAGGUGCAGAUAGAUCCUAUUCAACCAGAAGCUCUCAGGCCAGGAGAGCUGUUGGCAGUUACAUGACAUGUCUAAUUGAUAUUUGCAUUACUUUCCUUAGGACAAGGGACAAGGGGCCCUGAGGUAGGGUUGAUGUGUGUGGAGAGGAGCUGACUCACUUCUGAAAUAGAGGCUUCUCAGCCCAAACCCUCUCUGUGUCAGUCAUCUGCUCCCUUUGCAGCACAUCUCAGCAGCACUUGGCAGAAACUGGGAGAGCUUCUUGGGAAAAGCUAGGGAACAGCUCCUUCCCAGGGAAACAUUCCGGGCAGAUCCUGUCUGCCCAGGAAACACCCCUGCAAUCCAGCAGUGCCUCCCCAGGAAUGUGCUGGGGAUGCACUGCUUCUGCCUCAGUCAUUGCUGAACCUGAAUCCCCAAGAACAGUACCAGGACACAGAGCUCUGGGAUCAUUGUGCCGAUUGGGAGAGACACCAUGAACAUGUCCCUGAAGUGCUCAGUGGUGGUCCAAAGUGAUGCUUGGACAUAACCUUACCAGAGCCCGUCGGGGCCAGGUUCCAUUGAUGCCUGUUUCUGCCCAGUCCCUGAAGGAGAAAUGGUAAGGAAAGAGCAAUUAGAAAAGGGAAAAGUGAUGGGAAACAGAUCAGUGUUUGCUUCAUUGUCAGAACCCCCGUGCUGGGUUUCAGUGCUCAGACCCUCCCGUCCCUGCUCUGGGCCCCUGUUGUGUUGUGUCCCCAUCGCUGUGUCCCAGUAACGAGCUGGUGCUGAUUGAGCCAAGUGUGGUCCUGCUGGCCCCACAUCUUUGUGACUCCUUCCAGGGUGUCCCAUGUCCAGCUCAUGCCCUCCACAAUGGAUUCCUGGGGAUGUGCUGGGGUUUCCCACCAUUGCUGGUGCCAGUGCCACUGUUGCUGUUGGUGUUGGAUGAGCCCUGGCUGAUGCUGGAUGUUGAGCAAACCUCGCAGUGAAGUUGUGACAUAGCCCUGGUCCCAAAUCCCAGCCUGGAAGGCAUCACUAGCAGCUCUGGGUUACACCUCCACUACAACCAGAACACAGGAGUUUUCUGGAUAUAAAUAUUUAAAUACCUGUAUUUUUUGUAUGACAGAUUUAUACAGCGUGUGCCAUUAUCCGCUGUGAAACGUCUACAGCACCUAUAAAUUAUUCUCCUUUAAUCACUUGCCAUGAGAUUGUUUUCUUAUCUCUGUUGUGUUACAAAGUUUUGCAAAGUUGCAUAUUUUUAAGUGUUUCCAUUGAAUUCCACGGCCUUCACUGGGAAUUUGAGCAGAAGACAAAUGUCAGGUCAGGUCCUGAUGUUUCUUCUGUUGCCAAUUCUUUAUUACUCUAGAGCUUGCCAAAAAGAGACUAAGAGUAAUAAAAUAAUAGCAAAAAUGCCAAUAAUAUAGACUUGACCCUGGACAGUGCUGAAAUCCUGUUGCCUUGGUAGGGUAUUUUUUUAAAAUUAUCGCAGUGCAUAUAUAUGUAAAUAUAUCUUUGUAUUUUAUGUUAAUACAUUCCUGUAAUUUUCUUGCAUGACAAUUUUACCACGUCAUGGAACAUUUAAGUUACAACAAGUUUGUGUUUUUGCAGAUACUGCCGGAAGCCAUUGCACAUGUGGAGUAAUAAACGUGUAUUUUUAACAUUGCCAA
Messenger RNA from Chiroxiphia lanceolata (lance-tailed manakin), 5097 nucleotides. It is a transcript of the gene STK32C, whose product is annotated as serine/threonine kinase 32C. Lineage: Eukaryota; Metazoa; Chordata; Aves; Passeriformes; Pipridae. The record is from RefSeq and is a predicted model, not a curated record. The transcript has 12 exons. Gene Ontology annotation, molecular function: G protein-coupled receptor binding; ATP binding; G protein-coupled receptor kinase activity. Gene Ontology annotation, biological process: regulation of signal transduction; protein phosphorylation; G protein-coupled receptor signaling pathway. The coding region runs from base 42 to 1319 and encodes 425 amino acids.